GGUGCGCACCCCAGCUGCGUGGCGCGAUCGAUCUGUGGACCACUCUCCACUCCGCCACUACACGACACAUUGUCUGUCAAAGCGGCUCCAGCUUCAAACGUCCCGACACCGUCCCGGACAUUUAAGAACAGUGUUUUUAAUCAGUGUUAUGUGUUAAUUUUUAUUUUUUUGAACCAUGGAGGGGCGGAGGUCUUGGGAUGGCGUGCCUCUGGGCGAGUCGCACUCUCCACCACAGUCCGUGCCGGGCCGGAGGACGCCGCUGGGAGCCGUCGGCCUGGGCGGCUUCUACAUGCAAGGUGGCCAGCCUCCGCCGCCUCCGCAGCACUGCUACCCGGCCGACGAGAACCAGCCAGAACCAGGGACCAGCUACGGACAAAGACCUAUCAACGAGUCGAAAUCAAAACAGAAGAUGCGUCAAGGCAAGAAUGUACGACUGAACAUAAAUGCGAGGGAACGACGUCGCAUGCACGAUCUUAAUGAUGCAUUGGACGAGUUACGCGGAGUGAUACCAUAUGCCCACUCGCCUUCGGUUCGCAAACUGUCCAAAAUUGCGACGUUAUUGCUCGCCAAGAACUACAUCCUGAUGCAGGCCAGCGCCUUGGAGGAACUCAGAAGGUUGGUAGCAUAUCUCCAAAGCACAGCCACCGCAGCUGGCAUAGUCCCACCUCCCGGCUUCGACCUGACUGGGUUCCCAGCUGCCGCGAAACUGCUGCAAGGCCCCAUUCCUGGCCCACCUCCGCCCCCCGAGCCGCCAUCUUGAGAAUCAACCGUCAAAUUAGAACCCUAAACAUUUAGGGUGAUAGAAUGAAGCCAGUCCAUACGAUAUAGAUACGAGAAUUGGAUUUUAGUAAAUGUCCCAAAUAUUAUCUUCCAAAUUUAAAUUCCCUGUAUGGUAUGGAUUGUGCGCUACAUUCU
Messenger RNA from Helicoverpa armigera (cotton bollworm), 915 nucleotides. Its product is annotated as class E basic helix-loop-helix protein 23. Lineage: Eukaryota; Metazoa; Arthropoda; Insecta; Lepidoptera; Noctuidae. The record is from RefSeq and is a predicted model, not a curated record. The transcript has 4 exons. Gene Ontology annotation, biological process: axon development; sensory organ development; positive regulation of transcription by RNA polymerase II. Bases 176 to 760 code for a protein of 194 amino acids. Gene Ontology annotation, molecular function: E-box binding; DNA-binding transcription factor activity, RNA polymerase II-specific; protein dimerization activity. Gene Ontology annotation, cellular component: nucleus.